AUGGUUACCAGGUCCAUGCACUUUGAAGCCUCUGUGGCUACUUGGUACCCUCUUCCCCUUUGCUAUACUGCUUCUAUUGCUGCUACUGAAUCUGAACCCAACAUUUAUUCCCAAGUCUCUAAACAUCAUCAUUGGUCUGAUGCAAUGUCCAAAGAGUUUCAGGCUCUUGUUCAAAACAAGACUUGGAAUCUCGUUCCAUAUCAUUCUUCAAUGAAUGUGGUUGGUUCUAAAUGGGUGUAUAAGAUCAAACAGAAACCCGAUGGAUCUGUGGAUCGCUAUAAAGAUCGGCUUGUUGCUCAAGGUUUUACACAAAUCCUGGGUGUGGAUUUUUUUGGCAUUGUUAGCCCAGUUAUUAAACCCACCACUAUUCGUACUAUCCUUUCUCUUGCAGUUUCCCAUUAG
Messenger RNA from Nelumbo nucifera (sacred lotus), 402 nucleotides. The record is from RefSeq and is a predicted model, not a curated record. Lineage: Eukaryota; Viridiplantae; Streptophyta; Magnoliopsida; Proteales; Nelumbonaceae.